GAUGUAAAUGUUUAUGGGGCUUGGAAUGAAAUGUCAAAAUAAAAUUAGAGUUUUUGGAAAAUAAAUCGCCCCGUGAGUGCAAUAGUGCGAAAAAAAGAUAAUUGCGUGUAAAAGUCAGGGACGUGAGGGAAAGGAAAAUACUGUAUGAGUCAUCCUUGUUGUCAAUGUGUGCAGAAUAGUGUGAGAAUACAACAAUAGGCCCCGGAGAAAGAAACUUAUCCCGCAGGAAGUGUUGAAAAGAAGAAAGAAGUGAAUGUCACGGAGCCUGCCACAGAGCAACUCAGGCGUAAUUUCUGGGUAAAAAUCUCCGUGUGAUCCUUGGGCAGAUGGAUCUUGUGGACAUUGACAAAGUGCUGGAUGAUUUUGAGUUGAAUGAUGAACGGAGUGGGGCUGCGGCUGCCGUGGAUUCGGGACGGAGGGCAUUUGUUGCUGUCUCCAGUGUUUUUUCCAGCCUCAAUGACUACGUGGGUGUGGAGAUUGCAAGUAAGGCAGUUCCGGAAGUGCAUGAGAAAGCAGCAGAAGAAGCUGCCACCACGGAUACCAAUGAAAAUUCCGCGGAAAAGGUCAAUGGGGAGACGGUGAGUGAGGAUGUGCCAAAUUCCGUAGAUGAAGAGGAAACUCUCGAGAGGAGUUCAGAGAUUGUUCUGUCGCUCACAACAACCACAGAGAGUUCAUCUUCAGACCUGUCAAAUCCCUCAGUUAAUACAACAGAACUGAGUGAGGAUGUACUAUCACUGGAUGCUGGAACAAAAGUAUCCAAUAUGCUGACCCUUGAAUCCUCAUCAAUUUGCAUUGACAACGACAUCUCCUCAUCGGUACUUCCUAGUAAGAAUUUUGGCAACAACAUGUCCACACUGUCUCGAAUAACGGAGACUGAGGAUAAUUCAGAACCAGAGAUGAGUGAUGAGAUGCGCCCAGAGGAGGAGGAGGAAGUAAUUAUUCCCCGGGAAACGCCACAACCACCAAUAAAAGUCCCCGUGGGAUUUGAGGAGACAAUGGAUGAUGUGUCAGACACAGAACUCGAGAGCUACCUGCAGGAAUUGGAGAAUGAAUCAAUCCGGGAGACGGAAAACCCCCAAGUUGUGGCGGAAAAGGUGGAAGAAUCCCCCAAGGCAGUAGAUCAGCACGAUAGCGUAUCACAGGCAUCAACUGUUGAGAUUACAGAUACCAAGAAACGCAUUGAGAUUGAUUUUGAUGAUGAAUCAACGUCAAAUUCAUCCCUACUUGAGGAGAAAGUGACUGAAGAGGUGGUAGAUGAACCCACCACAUGCUCCUUAUCAGUGUCAGAAGUUGAGGUACAUCCACAUGAAGAAGAGAAGGCGGAGGCAGCUCCAGAGGUGGCAGAAGAUGAAGAAAAAGAGGAACAAGUUGAAUUGAGACAAAAGGACGACAUUGAGGAAGUAGCUGAAGUGGCGGAAGAGACACCACAGGAAGUGAUAGAGGUGAAACCCCAACGCCCGGAUUCAUUGGAUCUCUCAAUGGUGGCAAAUGCAGGACUUGCAGGACAAACCCCAAUGCAACCAGAACCAGUGGAAGAAGGUGCUGUUGGGGGUGAAGAUGAAGCAGUGAGCGUUGAAGCUGCAGCCCAGAUGUCUACAUCGAGUUCAGAUGAUUUCACCCCAAUGGCACAGCCACCGGCAGUUGAGAGUUCUGCCGAACGUCGAUUGUCGUCGUCAAUGCAAACACUGGGUAAGGUGGCACCGUAUUGGAUACCCGACAACGUCACCAACUUCUGCAUGCAGUGCAACCUCAAAUUUUCCCUAAUAAAGCGUCGGCAUCACUGCCGUGCCUGCGGGCAGGUACUCUGUUCCACAUGUUGCUCCCUCAGGGGUAAACUCGAGUACAUGGGCGACGUGGAGGCACGAAUAUGUAUCCAGUGCGACGCAAUAAUGUCACGUGAUGCCGCCGAGAUGAUCAUGAACAAUAACACAGGUUGCCUCACGCGAUCACCCAAUCCCAACAAUCCAAUGGAGUAUUGCUCAACAAUUCCGCCGCAUCAGCAGGUCUCGGGCAAUGCGGCGGGUCCUAUUGCCGUCAUGGUGCCGGCGGGUGUGCUGAAGAAGGAGGGUGCACCGUCGCGUGGACGCAAGGAUAAGACGGUUAUCUUUAGCGAUGGCAUUCGUCCGGGCUGUGAUCUCACUGAACUCGAUGGGGAUGAAUCUGAGGGGCGUUCAAGUAGGCGCAAUGGCAAUUGGCGCGUUCAAACGCCCCCGGGGCCCGCAUCAGGCAGCCAAAAAGCCUCGCGCGCGGCGGCACAGCAAAAUGUGAAGCUUCCGGUGAAGGAUAAAGUAACCGGAAGCUACAUACCUAAAGAAGAGAAUCUCCUGCCACCCAUCUACAUUGCCACAAAGACGGACUUCCGCUUUGAGGAUGUGGCCAACAAUGCUGCACUCAUCGCCAGACUCCGGCAGGAGACACUCAAGUUUGCCAUUCAUCGAAACUUCCACAUUCACGUCAAGAUAAUCGAAUUGACUUGCUGCAUGAACCGAACUGUAUUUAAUUUCACGACACAUGGGCUACGUUUUGUGGGUCAGGAUGAGAUAAUAAUCCUCCUGGAGAUGGAUAGUACGGAGCAAGUGCCAAAGGAUAUUUUUUUGCAUCUCUGUGAAAUCUACAGUGAGGCAGAUCGUGGUCAAACAAUUACAGAGCUUGGAUUCUCCUUGGCAUCAUCGACAACGUUUCUCGGGUCACGCGAACACGGUGGAUUCCUCUAUAUUCGUCCAACAUUCCAGUGUCUUCAGGGGGUGUGUGUCCCGGAGCCGCCCUACCUCAUUGGGAUUCUCAUACAUAAAUGGGAAAUCCCAUGGGCGCGACUUUUCCCAUUGCGCCUUCAGCUGCGACUUGGUGCCUACUACCGCUACUACCCGAGCCCACAUGUUUCCUUCCGUGGCCGGGAGAGUGUCUACACAGAGAUCUCUGAUACGAUCAUAAAUUUUCUUGCGGACUUUCGUACUUAUUCCUACACCCUUUCAUCCAUUCGUGGUUUACUUAUACACAUGGAGGAUAGACAUACAACGGUGAUGAUACCACGAAAUCGCUACGAUCAAGUGAUGAAGGCAAUAAACAAUUCCAGUGACAACAUCCUGGCAAUUGGGGGGAACUUCUCACGCAAAGCCGAUGGGCAUUUGGUGUGCAUUCAAAAUACCGAUGCUGACAGUGGUCAACUGCAUGCGUACUCAACGCAGGCAAUUAAUAUUGAGGGGCACCCACGCAAUGUGACCGGUGCGAGCUUUAUUGUCCUCAAUGGGGCACUCAAGACCACAAGUGGACUCACGGGGAAGUGUAGUAUUGUCGAAGAUGGGUUAAUGGUGCAAAUUCUUCCGGCAAAAAUGGAAACAGUGCGAACAGCAUUGAAAAACAUGAAGGACGUGACAAUUGUUUGUGGUGCAAUUGAUGCUGAUCCGAGUCAGACUGAAAAUGUCAACAUUGUGUGGACGGAGAAUGAUUUGGAAUUCAAUGUUGGCGUUGUCUCCCCGAUUGACAACAAAAAAAUGGAUGGCAUUCCAAGUAUUCGCGUUCACAAAGGACAAGACUUUUCUAGUGCAAACCACAUUAUUCGUUGGACGGAAGUUUUUAUCCUCAAAGUGGAGGACGACUCGUCGCAUUCUUCAGUGAACAUCCCAAAAGUGGCUGAACAAAUUGCUCAAAGUACUGCAGUGGCUCUUGUCUCAUUUCUCGAUCUGCUGGCGGCGAAUGGUUUGAGACGAAUUGGUCUCCGUACGACGCUUGAUCAGGAAACGGUUUGCUACGAAGCCGGAAGUCAUCAGCAGAAACUACCGCCACUGUACAUGGAUGUGCUGGACAAUGAAUUGAUCCCAACACUGCAUAGACAAGUGACGAAUCUACAGAUCGACAAUCCCAUUAUUGUUGAGCUGAUUUUUGAUAUUCUCGACAAGUGAUUUCGCCCCCUGAUUUUUUCCCGCACUCCCCCUCAUAUGUUCUCAUUUUACCUACAUAUAUAGUGUAUUAUAUAAAAUAUUUUGUGUGCAAUUAAUGGAGGAUUGUCUCGCUCGAGUCCUUUGGUGGGAAUUUUUUCAUUAAUAAUUCCCCCAUCAUGAUUUUCCUUUUGUUUUUUCUGAUUUGUAUUUUCUAUGCAGAGAAAAAGUUAACAAAUUUGUAGUAAAAAAAAAGGAGAAUGUAUGUAAAUGUAAUAGAGAAAAUCCUCUAGCAGUGAGAUUCAAAGGAUUAUGUAGUCCUUUGGGCAUGAGAUCUCACUUAAAAAAAAAGAUUUAUGAAUUUAAAGGGAAAAAAUUAAAUAUAAAAAAAAACACCGUUUGUAUGACUUUGUACAUAAAUAGAGAAUGGAGAGUUUAGAGAGAUGUGAAAAGAGUAAUGAAUUAUUGAAUAAUGUUGUAUAAGAAAUUGUUAAAAAAAAAUAGAUUGAGACGUAUGUGACGGUUAAGCACCAAGAAGUAAAAAAAAAACUGAUAACAGAAACUACAUAAAUGUAUGUAAAGAAGAAAAAGGAGCAUUUUAUGAGGAUGAUGAAUAAAAAGAAAAAAAACUUGUGAA
Messenger RNA from Lutzomyia longipalpis, 4512 nucleotides. It is a transcript of the gene Sara, whose product is annotated as zinc finger FYVE domain-containing protein 9. The coding region runs from base 327 to 3899 and encodes 1190 amino acids. The record is from RefSeq and is a predicted model, not a curated record. Gene Ontology annotation, molecular function: metal ion binding. Gene Ontology annotation, cellular component: early endosome membrane. NCBI's taxonomy places the organism in Eukaryota, Metazoa, Arthropoda, Insecta, Diptera, Psychodidae. The transcript has 6 exons. Gene Ontology annotation, biological process: endosomal transport.